Monascus purpureus is the source of this 1095-nucleotide messenger RNA. Lineage: Eukaryota; Fungi; Ascomycota; Eurotiomycetes; Eurotiales; Aspergillaceae. The record is from the annotation of a GenBank genome assembly.
AUGUCUCGCAAUGGCACUGCAGGAGACGAAGAGGAGGACUAUAUGUCCAUGGUGAUUGAGGAGCCAAAGCAGAAGGAGACAUUUACACAGCGCAAACUCCGGAAACAGCGAGAGGCAGAAAAGCGCGCAAAAGUCCCCUCGAAAGCGGAACGCGCCGCUCAGGAAGCCGCCCGACGAGAUGAGGCCUUGUCCACCAGCACCCUCGACCCAUCCAAUAAGGGGUUUCGCAUGAUGGCGAAAUUAGGGUUCAAACCGGGUGAUGCGCUAGGAAAACACCCAUCCCCGGUGGAUAGCUCUAAUACGACUGGCAUGGAUGGUGAUCCCUCCAAUCCUGCCAACAAUCGACGUCGCACGGAACCGCUCAACCUGGUUUUCAAGGAGGGCAGAGGUGGUAUUGGGCUGGACAGCGAGAAAAAGCGUAAGAUGAGAGAGGAGGCAGAAGAAGCAGUCAAGAAAAUUAAACACGAAGAAGGAGAUUACCGGGACCGGGUACGGAUCGAACGAGAGACAAGACGGGCGGAGGCACAGAUACGCGCGGCACAGAGCGUUGCGGAGAGGUUAGACACGGAAGCAGAGGCUGAAGAAGAAGAUAGUGAUGGCGAUGGUGGUGAAGCAAAGCAAACCUGGGCCCCAGAGGAAGACUCAACCUCCGAACCGUCGGGAACAAGCACCACGCGACCCAAGGUGAAAGUGAAGGUGAAACCGAUAUCGCAAAUAAACGUCCUCUACAGGGGUCUAGUACGCGAACGUGAAGAAAGAGAGCGCACCACACAUGUCCGGCAUGCGUUACAGACCUCUUUACCAUCAUCUUUCUUCCCAAACCUCCGAUUACCAGACUAUGAUGACCCAACUCUUGAACGAGAAGACAAGCAAGCGCUCGGCGGCACACACGACCUGUCUACUAUCCUCGAACAGGAAUUGGACGAAGAAGACCCCGAGCUUGAUGCUUUCAACGCUCUCGAACCCAAACAACGACUCAUGAAGCUAGUCAUGUAUCUACGCGAGAAAUAUCGAUACUGCUUCUGGUGCAAGUAUCGCUACGAGACCGACGAAAUGGAGGGAUGUCCAGGGGUGACAGAGGAGGAUCAUGAUUGA